UUUACCGCUGCUCAAGGGACGAUGCAUGGGAGGAUGAUGCAUUUAGGCCUAGUUUUUCCCCUGCACAAAACAACACUGACCUCUUUCUUAUCUAUAAUACCCGGUCACUGGCCACUUUCAGUUUGUGCUUUAUCAAACACAGCAGGCACAAACAUGUUCUCAUACCUGCGCAUACUUCACAAUUGCUCCAGUUACUUGUAAAGCCCUACAGCACACUGAAACCUUUGAUUUCCGACCCACAUGGCCAGCCUCAGCCAGCAGUACAUAUCCCUAAACUCUCCAGAGGAGAAUGACGAAACUAGGAGUGAAGAAUUUGAGUCAGGACUUCUGCCAGAACUCCACAACAACAAGAACCAUCCCACAACCUUUUCAAGAACAUCAGAAGAAUGUCACAUGAUCCACCAACAUGACGCAGUCAGCCACAAUCCUUUACCACACCAUCUGUUUGCAAAACACGCCCAUCAGACACCCUACCCCAGCUGGGAGGAAUCCAAAAAAGCCAACCCUGACAUCUGGCAGCACUCGAGUUACAGUUUAGUGCACAGAUCUGGAUCUCCUCACAGUCUACCCUCUUGCAUCUACCAGACACUCUCAGAUGGUGGUUCUUUCUAUCCCAGCAGACCUCACUCGCUUCCAGGCAGUUGUAGUCCGAGUCUCACUAGUCUAGAACAACCUAGAUCUCUUCAUUCAAUUCCUCCAUCAGCACAUUUACACCCUCACCUCUCGCCUUCUUACCCCGGUCCAUACCACCAUCCACCGUGCAGCAGUCAGUAUGGUCCACCUCAGCAUCACGCGGCUCCUGUCCAUCACUGCAGCUCCAGGCCUGGACAUCACCUGCCGUACAGACACUCAGGCCCGGCACACUACAGACAAGUGGAUACAGGCUUUUCUGAAGACAGUUAUGCAUCUCCAAAACCCAAACAGGCCAGUCCUGGCAUCACCUACCUUUCUCAAGAGCAGAGGAAAGUUUUUGUCACAUAUGAGGCCGACAAUGAAGCGCAUUUGAAGGAGGUCAUCAAGUUUGUAGCUUUGCUCAGAAACAACGGCUUUGACACUCACAUCGAUGUUUUUGAGCAACAAUUGAACAGCAUCAGUAAAAUCGACUGCAUGGAGAGAUACCUCAAUGAGAAAGACUACCUAAUUAUCAUCAUCAUUAGCUUGAGGUAUUACGAGACCAUAACAGGCAUUAAGAUGAAUAUGGACAAUGACGAGCGGACAACAGACACAGUCUACAUUCACAAACAGCUACAAAGUGAGUUCAUUCAGAACGGCUGCAGGAACUACAGGUUCAUUCCCAUUCUCUUUCCAGGGGCCAAGAAGAGUUAUGUUCCCACUUGGUUGCAGAAUACUCAUAUCUACAGCUGGCCCAGAGAUCGAGACGAUAUUCUGCGCAGGUUAAUGCGCGUGGAGAAAUAUAAUCCGCCUCCGGUCGGCCCUUUGCCCACGAUAGUUUCAAUUCCCUUGUAGCAUCAAUAG
Molecule: messenger RNA, 1476 nt
Organism: Xyrauchen texanus (razorback sucker)
Lineage: Eukaryota; Metazoa; Chordata; Actinopteri; Cypriniformes; Catostomidae
Gene: traf3ip2b
Product: TRAF3 interacting protein 2b
Exons: 9
Coding region: 241-1467 (408 amino acids)
Biological process (GO): positive regulation of canonical NF-kappaB signal transduction; humoral immune response
Source: RefSeq, a predicted model, not a curated record